GGUGGACAACGACAGAAGGAAGGAAAAGGGACAGGACGGCGACACCUGACAAGCAGACGGAUGUUUAUCUCGCAGGGAAACAACAUUAGAGAGGGAGAGCGCUGUCGCUCUGAGGUUGUCUUGGAAAUAAACUGCCACCAUAGUCACUUCAGUCCUCAGAACAGCUUAACAUUGGACAGCUAUGGCGCUGCCUGCUACCUUUCUGUCUGAAGACCAGUUCACCUGCUCGAUCUGUCUGGAGAUAUUCAACGACCCAAUCGCAACACCGUGCGGCCACAGCUUCUGCAAGGCCUGCAUCUCAUCGUACUGGGACGGAGCAGGAGGACGGGGUGCCAAGUUUUACCAGUGUCCCUUCUGCAAGGAGUCCUUCUCCAAGCGACCAGAACUCCAAAUCAACCGAACCCUGAAGGAAAUCACUGAACUGUUCAAGCAGGUUCCAACAGACAGAAGAUCUGGAGGAGCGGAGAAUACCAACUCGCAUCCUCAGCAUCAUCAUUCAGCCCAGUCUCCGCCCGGGAGGCCAAGGGAACUGCCGGAGGGCAUCUUUGCUGAGAUGAUGACUCGUUUUAAGCGGUUGCCUUCUUCCGAGAUGCCUCACACCACCCUCCCCUAUCCCAAUGACCCUCACGCCCAAAGCCCCGGCCCAGUCAACGCUCACCUGUCCUUUCACGCUCAGAACAAUGAGCAACAUUACCCGCGUCCACCCUACUUCCCUUCCACCAGGGACCCUCUGAAUGGUCGCGGGGACUCUUCCCCCGGUCUGCCUCUGUGUCCCAUCCACCUGAGAGGUCUGGAGUUCUUCUGUCAGACUGAUAACACCUGCAUCUGCAGCAUCUGUGCGGAGACAGCAGAGCACCGAGGACACAAUGUCACCUCUGCUAAGAGAGAGUGGCACAUAAAGAAGUCCCAGUUAGGUAUUGCAGAGCUGGAGCUGAAGGAACUCAUCUGCGAGAAACAGAGGAAAGUGGAAAAAAUACACAACUCCUUACGAGAGACACAAGUUGCUGCUGAGAGAGAGACAGAUGGACUUGUUUGUGCGUUUUCCAAACUUAUCUCCAGAGUGGAGCGCUGCCAAGCUGAAGUCUUGGAGGUGAUGGAGAUGACUCGGCGAGCGGCUGAGCACAGAGCUCAGAACCUGCUGAGAGAGCUGGAGGAGGAGAUAGCUGAGCUAAAAAAGAAGAGUACAGCACUCAGCCAGCUGGCUCUGUCUGAAGACUACAUACACUUUCUCAAGAUGUUUCCUGUCUUGUCUGCCCCUCAACAAACUAAAGACUGGUCAAGCGUCUCUGUGGUGUCUGAGCUGCCCUCAGGGGUGAUUCUCAGGACUGUCAAUCAGAUGAUUGAGCGCUUUCAGGAAGAGAUGCGGAAACUGCCCGAAGUCUGCCAGCUCUCCUCGUUGGACCAAUCCCUACCCAGGCCCAACCCAAAGAUAAGGAGGGUUCAGGAAUAUGCAGUCGACAUCACUUUAGACCCCAGCACAGCCCACCCACGUAUCAUCCUUUCAGAAGAUGGGAAGCAGGUGCAGUGUGGCGACUGCCAUCAGCCGGUACCAGACAAUCCUGAACGCUAUGACCGGGUAGUGUGUGUGCUGGCCCGCCAGGGCUUCAGCACAGGACGGCAUUACUGGGAGGUGGAGGUGGGAGGAAAGACUGACUGGGACCUGGGAGUGGCAAGCCGUUCAGUCAAUCGGAAAGGAAAAAUCACCGUCAGCCCCGCCCAUGGCUACUGGUUCCUCAGCCUGCGGGAUAAGACCGACUACGCCUUCCGAACACUACCCUCAACCAUCCUGACAGUCAACCCCAGACCCUCACGGGUUGGAAUCUAUGUGGACUGUGAUAAGGGCGUGCUGACCUUCUACAACGUGGAGGCCAGAAUGCUCAUCUACACAUUCACAGAUACGUUUACUGACACCAUUCAUCCGUUCUUCAGCCCCUGUACUAAUAUAUCAGGAAGGAAUGAGGCUCCACUAAUCAUUUGCCCUGUUGCAAUGACAGAAUGAAAUGAAGCAACAGGAAAUCUUUACUAAUGAGGAAUGCUUCCACAUGCUUCCAUGUAUGCUGACAUGUAUGAAGACUGAGAAGCACAACCACACCUCUAGAACAGAUUUUAGGCCAGGGUGUGACUGAUGUGCUGCUGUUUUAUUGGCCAAUGUCAAUACUUUGACUGAAGUCAGCAGUAGCCAAUAUUUCUGUUCUAAUGUUUAGAAUCUAGCACGAUGCCACUAACAGCAUCAUGAGGCUGUGAUUGUCACGUUCCCGCAAAUUACACAUGUGCCCCGCCUCCCCCUUGAGAUAUUUGUCUUCGUGUAUGGCAAAAGCAUGACCCGCCCUACUCUGACUCUGAUUGGCUAGAAUUUGCUGCCUUUGUUUGUUGGGUUGAUUAGGUUUAGGCAAGUUAGGGUUUGGGUAAAAAUAUUAGGGUGAGCUAGUCAGAGGCAGAGUAGAGCAUGUCAUGCCUUCGCCGUCUUACAAAAAAAGUGUGUGUUAAUGUUUUAACUUUAAUGAGAGGAUUCAAUUCAAUUUAAUUCUAGGGCGAAGUCUUUGUGAUAUUAGUUCCCACCGUGAGCAAGCACUUGGUGAUUUAGGAAGUAGAGAAACCGAGACUAAGUCAUCAACCGAGACCGGUUGGGGGUGAGGGAGAGAGAGAGCAGGGGGCAAGUGGCCAACACAUUAUCCACCCAGAAAUACAGACAGUAAAGGUAGUAGUGGUUCAGACUGAAAAUGAAGAACGUUACUGACAUUUAUAGUAAUGUUAUGAUCAUAAUAAUAGAACCAGUAAUGAUAUUUGUAGCAGAGGGUGUCAAGCAGGAACAUGGUAGCAGCAGGAGACUCGUAACCACGGAUCUAGAGACAGAAACACCUGCAGAAAGCUACAGAAGGAGAGAGGAGAGGGACGAGAGGCACAAGACUACGGGAAAGGGAAGAAGUUGAGUUAGUAACAUGCAUUAAUGGGAUAAGAAGGGAGAGGGGGAGAGAGGAGCAUCAUGGGAAAUCCCCCGGCAGUCUAGGCCUAUAGCAGCAUAACUAAGGGAUGGUUCAGGACUCACCUGCAAGUAACCCUGCAUUCUGGGAGCGCAUACUAUGAGCUCCUUAAGAUGAGAUGGUGCCUGACCAUUAAGAGCUUUGUAGGAAAAUCCUUCUGGUCAUGAAAGGUAGAAAGAAAACACCUCAAGCAAAUAAUACUAAGUUAAUAUGCUAGCUUUCAGGGCAUCUCUACUCUGUGUUGCUCACCUAGCUGGGCAGCGCUUCUCUUGACUUUGCGCCUGACAAAAAGUGAAAUACGAAAAACAAAAUGAGACCUGCACUCUCCAGCAGAAACCUCUUUGGGGCCAGUCCAGACAAUAUAGCUGCAGCCAUCCCAUAGGCUUUAUGUGUACAUUGUAGAGCCAUUAGCCAAAGCUAAUCACAUGUAGACUUUAUUUUACUAUUUAAAACAUAUAACUGUGCCCUUGCCGAUAAACGUAUGUUACAGCUACAUUGUAUAGUUAAAGCUAAUGGUGCAUUUUAUAUUUGUGUUAAUGUUAAUAUUCACUUAUCUUAAUAUUCUAUAGGAAAUAUUCUAUUCAAUAAAUAUUGCUUGUUUAUACCUCA
Molecule: messenger RNA, 3590 nt
Organism: Micropterus salmoides (largemouth bass)
Lineage: Eukaryota; Metazoa; Chordata; Actinopteri; Centrarchiformes; Centrarchidae
Product: E3 ubiquitin-protein ligase TRIM39-like
Exons: 11
Coding region: 182-1999 (605 amino acids)
Molecular function (GO): zinc ion binding; protein binding
Source: RefSeq, a predicted model, not a curated record